This is a messenger RNA of Cryptococcus wingfieldii CBS 7118, 573 nucleotides long. RefSeq lists its product as hypothetical. The coding region runs from base 1 to 573 and encodes 190 amino acids. Lineage: Eukaryota; Fungi; Basidiomycota; Tremellomycetes; Tremellales; Cryptococcaceae. The transcript has a single exon. The record is from RefSeq and is a predicted model, not a curated record.
AUGUCCUCCACUCUCACCAUCAGCGAUUCGGCCCAGUUGGACGACAUUCUAUCCAACAACGCUCCUUUGCACGGCCUGCAAUCCGUCGUGAUCAACACCCCCACCUACUGCGCCUCAGUUCCGGGCAAUAUCGACGACCUAUCGAAUCUCAUUAAGCAGAAAACCUCACGCCCGGUCAUGGUCACAAUCAUUGCGAAUCCCCCUAGCCAGUAUCAGCCGUCAAUGCUGUCCGCCUUCCUCUUGUCUCUGCUCCACGCAGCUCCCAGUGGGGCCAUCAUCAUCAGGAUCGGAUACAGACAGACCGAAGCCGACAACUCCUGGCAGCACAGAACCCUUACGAUCCACAACUUCGGGGACAGAGACCCCGCCCAAGUGUACUUGAUGGAAAAGUGGCUUGAGGAUCUGUGGGCCUACGACCUUUCCCCUGUCAUGUCAGCCCAUUGGUGGAGAUGGGAGUUGAAGGAGCGGUAUGGAGGGAAAGAGACGGUGUUCAACAGCAAGGUGGAAUUGCAUGAUGAGCCGUGGCGGAUUGAAGUGAGCGCGGGAUCCAUGGUGACUCGACCUUAUUGGUGA